Carcharodon carcharias (great white shark) is the source of this 1170-nucleotide messenger RNA. RefSeq names its product serine hydrolase like (gene serhl). The coding region runs from base 58 to 1002 and encodes 314 amino acids. The record is from RefSeq and is a predicted model, not a curated record. NCBI's taxonomy places the organism in Eukaryota, Metazoa, Chordata, Chondrichthyes, Lamniformes, Lamnidae. The transcript is spliced from 13 exons.
AAGCCUUCCCCUGAUUUUGGAUUUUAUCUGAAUCCUUUGCUGCAGCCAGCGGAACAAAUGUCUAUCUUUUCAAAAUGGAUUUCCACAGCAGCCUUAAAAGGUCUCUGCCAAGAGCUGAGUUUCACAGUCCCGUGGGGCCACAUUGCGGCCAAGGCUUGGGGACAUCCCAGUGGGCGGCCAAUAAUUUGCUUGCACGGCUGGGCAGAUAAUGCAAACUCCUUCGACCGACUCAUCCCAUUGCUUCCAGAAGAGUUUUAUUACGUGGCAUUGGAUCUUCCUGGCCACGGUGUUUCCUCGCACCGGUCCCCAGGUAUACCCUAUUACUUCACUGAAUACAUCUCUGACGUGCGGAGAGUGGCAGACGCCUUAAACUGGAAUAGAUUCAGCAUUUUAAGCCACAGCAUGGGGGGGAAUGUUGGAGGCCUGUUCUGUUCAAUUUUCCCAGAGAUGGUGGAUAAGCUGAUUAUACUGGAUGGAUAUGGGUUUUAUCCAUUCGCUGGUAACGUUGUGCAGGAACAUCUUCAGAAAGCAAUCAACGAGCUUAUAAAACUGGAGAAGGAACAGGAUUCACCCAGAGUGUAUACGCCUGAUGGAGCUCUAAAGAGGCUGCUGCUGGGAAAUGGAUCGGUUUCAGAGGAAAGCGGCAAGAUUCUGCUUCAGCGGGGAUCUACUGAGGUACCUGGAGGUCUUAUCUUCACCCGAGAUUUAAGAAUCAAUCUGCCCAGCCCUUUGAAGAACACCAUUGACCAGUGUCUGGAGUUUCAGAAGAAUAUCACAGCAGCCGUUCUCAUUAUUAGCGCUAAGGAUGGACUGUGGAAGCAGGAGAAGUGGAACCCUAACAAGCCACCAUUUAGUCUCUUACUGGAUGGAUACCGGUCUCUUUCAAUUCAGUUCCGAUUGGAGAAGGUUGAAGGAAAUCACCAUGUCCAUCUGAACGAGCCGGAGCGAGUUGCAGGAAUUGUCAGCGAGUUUCUCAGGAUGGACCUCGCCUCUAAGCUAUGAGAGUGAAAUGUGGGCAGGCUGUGCCCAGCACUGGUUAAAGAGUGGGAAACGCCCAAUCACUGGCAACAAGACAAGAGUUCCCAGUCCUCUGCGUACAGCUGGGCCUGAUCAGUAAAAAACCAGUUUAACUAUAGUUAACAGGAAAUAUUAAAGGCAAUGUAAAAUUAA